CCAGCAGAGAGGAAAGAGAAACUGGGAGAGGGAGGAAGAGAGAAAGUGAGAAGGAGAAUCUGGGAGAGAGGAGGAGACAGAAGACCUGGAGGGCAAGAAAGAGAAAGAAAGAGGAAGAGAUUGUGAGGGGGAGGGAGAGGGAGAACGAGAUGGAGACUUAAGGAAGAGACUCUCUGAGUUCGGGGGAAAAAGAUUUGGACAGAAACAGAAAGAUUGGAAGAGAAAGUGAUACGGGGGGCGAGGGAGAGAAUGAGUGACAGAGAGACUAGAAGAGACAGAGAUUAGAGAGACAAAAGGUGAGAUUGGAGACAGAGACAGCCGAAAAGAAAGGGAGAGUGUGAGAGAAAGAGAGACUAUAAGAGACAAGAGACAAAAAGAGUGUGAGGGAGCAGGUGAGAAGCAAGACUGAGGUCUAUGAGAGGCAGCACCUAACAGACGGAGAAGGAGGGAGACUGUGGUCCCAGCACCCACACAGCCCUCUUGCUCCCUGUUGUUGGGACCUCAGAGCUGCCCUCGAUGGAGGAGGGCAGACCUCGGAGCAGCCUCAGCCUAGCCAGCAGCGCCUCUACCAUCUCCUCGCUGGGCAGCCUGAGCACCAAGAAGCCCACCCGGGCAGUAAGCAAGGUCCACGCCUUCGGGAAGAGGGGCAAUGCGCUCAGAAGGGAUCCCAACCUCCCCGUGCACAUCCGAGGCUGGCUUCAUAAGCAGGACAGCUCCGGGCUCCGGCUCUGGAAACGCCGCUGGUUCGUCCUCUCUGGUCAUUGCCUCUUCUAUUACAAGGACAGCCGCGAGGAGAGCGUCCUGGGCAGCGUCCUACUCCCCAGCUACAGUAUCAGGCCAGAUGGGGCAGGAGCCCCCCGAGGGCGGCGCUUCACCUUCACCGCGGAGCACCCAGGCAUGAGGACCUACGUCCUGGCCGCUGACACGCUAGAGGACCUGCGAGGCUGGCUACGGGCGCUGGGCCGGGCCUCCCGCGCAGAGGGGGACGAUUGUGGGCGACCCAGGUCACCUGCACGUCCCCAGUCUGGGGAGGGCCCUGGCGGCCCCGGUGGUCCCCCGGAGGUGAGAAGAGGGGAAGAGGGGCGCAGCUCAGAAUCACCGGAGGUGGCUCGGAUCUCCAGAGGUCGUGGCCGACCCGGGCUGCUCGCUCCCAGCCCUACGGCCGACCUCCAAUCUGGACCCCGGAUUCGGAGGACAAGGAGCCCAGACCUGUUCACUCCCCUCUCUCGCCCUCCCUCCCCUCUGAGCCUCCCCCGGCCCCGUUCUGCUCCUGCACGCAGACCCCCUCCCUCCUCAGGUGACACAGCACCCCUUGGCAGACCCCAUACCCCCCUGAGUCGUAUUGAUGUCCGGCCUCCCCUGGAUUGGGGCCCCCAGCGCCAGACCCUCUCCCGGCCCCCUACUCCCCGCCGAGGACCCCCCUCUGAGGCUGGAGGAGGCAGGCCCCCCAGGAGUCCCCAGCACUGGAGUCAGGAGGCCAGAACACAGGUCCCCUCUGGCUCUUCCACAUAUCUCCAGCUGCCCCCAAGACCUCCUGGGACCCGGGCUUCCAUGGUUUUAUUGCCAGGUCCCCCCCUGGACUCAACCUUCCAGCAGAGCUUGGAGACAGAUACUCUGUUGACAAAGUUGUGUGGGCAGGACCGGCUCCUGAGGAGGCUACAGGAGGAGAUAGACCAGAGGCAGGAGGAGAAGGAGCAGCUAGAAGCAGCCCUGGAGUUGACCAGGCAGCAGCUGAGCCAAACAACCAGGGAGGCUGCGGCUCCCGGGAGGGCCUGGGGGCGCCAGCGCCUCCUGCAGGACCGACUGGUCAGUGUGAGGGCCACUCUUUGUCAUCUGACCCAGGAACGAGAGCGGGUUUGGGACACAUACAGCGGCCUGGAGCAGGAGCUGGGCACCUUGAGAGAGACCCUUGAGUACCUGUUGCAUCUCGGGUCCCCCCAGGACAGAGCGUCUGCUCAGCAGCAGCUGUGGAUGGUGGAAGACACGCUGGCGGGUCUGGGGGGCCCCCAGAAACCACCCCCCCACACUGAGCCUCACUCCCCAUCCCCCGCACUCCAAGGCGAGGAGUCCUCAGAGAGGGAGAGCCUGGCUGAGUCCUUGGAACUGAGCUCAUCCCGCUCCCCUGAGACUGACUGGGGGCAGCCCCCCGGGGGCGACAGAGACCUCGCCAGCCCUUGCUCAGGUCUUGGGUCUCCAAGGGUCUCCCGGGCUUCCAGCCCUGAGGGUCGCCGCCUCCCUUCCCCGCAGCCAGGAACCAAGGCUCCCGUGCCCCGGCCGCGGAUGAGUGCUCAGGAGCAGUUGGAGAGGAUACGCAGAAACCAGGAGUGUGGACGGCCGCUCCCUCGCCCGGCUUCCCCUCGGCUCCUCACCCUGAGGAGGACACUGUCCCCAGCCAGACGCCAGCCUGACACGGAACAAAGGCCUGUCCCAGGACACUCAGGAGCCCCGAAAUGGCUCAGAAGCUCCGGGUCCUGGAGCAGUCCAAGGAACACCACCCCUUAUUUGCCAACAUCCGAAGGUCACCGGGAGCGAGUCCUCAGCCUCUCUCAAGCCCUGGCUACUGAGGCAUCGCAGUGGCACAGAAUGAUGAUAGGGGGAAAUUUGGACUCCCGAGGAGACCCUGUUCCCCCUGCGCCGCCGCCUCCGUCAGACCCCACGCCCCAGGUGUCCUCGGCCCCAAGAUCUCCUCCACUGGCCAAUUCCCGCUCCACCGGGUUCUCCCGCCGAGGUAGUGGGCGCGGCGCAGGCCCCGCCUCCUGGGAGUCCUCGUGGGAUCCUGGGGCCGCCCCUCCCGCCCUGACGCAAGAUGAGGGGGCGUGGCCUCUGCGAGUUACUCUGCUGCAGUCCAGCUUCUGACACGCCCAAACGCGGCAGCCAAUCGGAGCGUGGGGGCGUGGCCUGGAUGUACCGCCCCGAGAUCUGGAGCCACUCAGGGCACCGGGGGGCGUGAUCUAGUCCCCUCCGGUGGCCUGCCGGCGAGUGGUUUCGGUGGCCAGAGUUUGGUUUUCCCAACACUUGUCCAAAUUCGGAUUAAAACUUUGAACUUUUAGUCAAUAGCUUUCUUUGUGUCUGUUGUGGGGUCUCUGAGGGGCGGAGCUGGAGUCUGGACUCCUGGGUCCCGAGGGAGGAAGGGACAGGGACCUCAGACUUGUAGAUCUGAGGAAGGA
This is a messenger RNA of Diceros bicornis minor, 3167 nucleotides long. RefSeq names its product pleckstrin homology domain containing A4 (gene PLEKHA4). Bases 517 to 2856 code for a protein of 779 amino acids. Lineage: Eukaryota; Metazoa; Chordata; Mammalia; Perissodactyla; Rhinocerotidae. The transcript is spliced from 20 exons. The record is from RefSeq and is a predicted model, not a curated record.